Messenger RNA from Penicillium salamii, 3495 nucleotides. Lineage: Eukaryota; Fungi; Ascomycota; Eurotiomycetes; Eurotiales; Aspergillaceae. The record is from the annotation of a GenBank genome assembly.
AUGGGCUCCCGUCAUGAGAUUAACUCCAGUGCUGUGCGAAAACGCAUAGAAAACCAUGACUUCAGCAAUGAAGCGGGCGAUGAAUAUGAGGCCUCCAGCUUUGGAGGCUUUGGGGACUACAUGAGGCGGAAAAAACUGAAGCUGCAGAAUCUUGAUGCCGAAAUUCGAGCUACAGCCGGUGACUCCCCGGCAAUAUUCCGUGGGGUAGUGGCUCAUGUCAAUGGGUAUACCCAGCCAUCCCUGCAAGACCUUCAUCGCAUGAUCGUCAGCCAUGGCGGCGGGUUUCUUCAGUACUUGGAUGGCAAAACUGCCGCCACUCACAUUAUUGCCAGUGCUCUUACGCCCAAGAAACGGGAGGAGUUUCGACGAUAUCGCAUAGUGAAACCUGCAUGGGUGACAGACAGUAUCAAAGCAGGGCGCUUGUUGUCAUGGGAUGAAUAUAGAAUUGUAGACGAAGGCCACGCACAAAAGGUACUCAAGUUUGGUGAUGGUCAAUUCACAAGUCAGACAAACACCCCUCGUUCAGGCUACAAGGACCAAUCAAAAAGCAGCUGGUAUCACUCUCAACUGCGAGAGAUGGAACAUGCCGAAACAGGCCUUGGAUCUUCGCCAAAGCCUGUAACACCAUCCGCAUACUCAAAGCCUCCACAGAUGCUGGAAGCUACCCCCGCCGAAGGCCAGCGGUCUCAAUCAGAUUAUGGCGAUUUUCCUAGCUCCAUUGUCAAGGAAGCAGAAGAUGACCAAGUCACCUCCCAAACAGCAAACAACCUAACCAAUGAUGAUGUGGGGCCCGCAAAAGCACCAGAGCAAACCAAGCAUAUCAAUGAGGAUCUUGGGCCAGCUGAUUCCUCUGAGUAUUCUUUACCCAGAAAUUCAAGCUCCACCAAGGAAGAUAUGACAUCCGAAGAAUAUAAUGCGCAGCUUCUUUCCGAUCCACGAAUGAAGAAGUCAAGUGUUGUGAAUCCCGAAUUUUUACAGCAAUAUUACAAAGAAUCUCGACUUCAUCAUCUGUCCACCUGGAAGGCGGAGUUGAAAGCCCAACUACAGGCAGCGACAAACGAAAAAGCGCACUCUCAGAUAUCGAAAAGGAAGCCUAUAUCUGGUUCACGAAGGUACAUAUUGCAUGUGGAUUUCGACUCGUUCUUCGCCGCAGUUUCGCUUCUCAAGCACCCAGAACUGAAAGACAAACCGGUCGCUAUUGCUCAUGGCUCCGGAUCGGGCUCUGAAAUUGCUAGUUGUAACUACCCCGCGCGUGCACAGGGUGUCAGGAAUGGGACAUGGAUGAAAGGCGCUUUGGAGUCAUGUCCCGACCUGAAGGUUCUUCCCUAUGAUUUCCCCGCCUACGAGGAUGCAAGCCGCAAGUUUUACAGCGCGAUCCUUGCUAUUGAUGGGACCGUGCAGAGUGUCAGUAUCGAUGAAGCUCUGAUUGAUGUCACCGGUUCAUGUUUGGAAGCCGGUGGCUCAGAUGGGAAGACCAUAUCGGAAGGUGCAAUUAAUUCUGAGCAAGCCAAAGCUGAUGAGAUUGCUGUGGACUUGCGAAAUUCGAUUAAGGAAAAGACAGGAUGUGCGGUCUCUGUUGGUAUUGGCGGCAAUAUCCUUCUCGCCAAAGUGUCUCUUCGAAAGGCAAAACCCGCAGGCCAGUUUCAGUUGAAACCAGAUGCCGUUUUGGAGUUCAUCGGGGGUCUCACUGUUCGUGAGCUACCAGGCGUGGGCCAUAGCAUGGCGGCCAAGCUUGAAGAAAUGGGCGCGAAAUCUGUUGGAGACAUCAGGAACCUAUCUAAAGAGAGACUGAUAUCUGGCCUGGGACCUAAGACUGGAAUCAGGAUGUGGGAAUAUGCUCGUGGGAUUGAUCGAACAGAAGUUGGCGAUCAAGUCACCAGGAAGUCGGUUUCAGCGGAGGUUAACUGGGGCAUUCGAUUUGUGAAUCAGGUUCAAGCGGAUGAGUUUAUUCGGUCUCUGUGCACGGAGCUGAAUCGAAGGCUGAUGGAAAACCUGGUCAAGGGAAAGCAACUCACGCUCAAGGUCAUGCGACGAUCUAUGGAUGCGCCACUUGAAGCAGUAAAACAUCUCGGCCAUGGCAAAUGCGACACCUUCAACAAGAGCGUUGCUCUCGGAGUCGCAACGAACGCACCAGAUGUGGUGGCAAAAGAAGUGAUCUCCAUGCUGAGAAGCUUCAACUUUUCACCUGGGGACUUGAGAGGCCUGGGCGUGCAGAUGACGAAGCUUGAGCCAUUUAGGACUGCCUCCUCCGGGCUCGAAAGCAGCCAACGACAACUCAACUUCAGCGUAUCCCCGCCUCGGAAGAAAGCCAUCCCCGCUGUCGACCCCGAUGAACUGGAGAGCCCGCACAAAGAUGAAACCAUCCGGAUCCAAGCGGACCCAGUCCUCGGUGAUAGUGCUCACAAGCCUCUGAAUAUCUCGGGGUCUCAGUUCAUUAUGCCUACCCAGGCAGACCCCAAGGUGGUUUCUGAAUUACCUUCCGAUAUCAGGUCAAAACUUGUUGCACAAUCAAAAUCACGACAAAAUUUGCGCACAGGAUCCCCAUGCCCCCUUCCACGUGAGGGACGACAAGCUAGUCAAAUAAACCUGCCUCCCCAGUCCCAACUAGACCCUGAAACAUUGGCAGCCCUACCAGAAGAUGUUCGUUCGGAAGUGCUGGGGUAUUAUCACCAACCGGCUCCUGCGACUGCGCCAUCAUCCGAGCAUCAAUUACCAGAAUCAAAUCCUCCGUCGCUUCCUGGUGCUCUGAAACCACGGAGGCCAUUAUCCCCACCCAAAAAGAGACGUGGCCGUCCACCCAAGGCAGUAACACUUGCAAGGAAUGCAAAGACUCAAACACUGAAUCAGUCUGGAUUUGGAUUCGCUCGCCCUCACCCAGCAGUCACAUCUACCAGUGCCGAGGAGGCUUUGCCGAGGCAGCCAUCGCCGAAUAUCGAGGACCCAGGCGAUGUCUCAGCCGACUUUCUUGCCGCCUUACCUGAAGAUAUAAAGCUAGAGAUAAUGGAAGAACAGAAGCGGACUCGCAUGCAACAGCGUCCACAGGACACGAUACCCGUGGAAAGGCCUCCAUCUCGACAAGAAGAGGAUCCCCCCAUAUCGGUAUUGCCUGAGAAGCGACUUCCGCUCCCGCCUCUUCCAAAAAAGCCUGUGUUCACCUCCCAGCGUCUCUCGCAGCUACCAGAUCUGCGAGAUUCCGUCGGAGCAUGGCAUGAAACUUUUGCAGAUGGUGGCCCAUAUGAUGAAGAUGUUACUUCGUUAUGUUCAUAUUUGACUAGUGUCACUCUGAACGAGAGAGACGUCGAUAAAGCUGUUUCGGUUGUCCGCUGGUUGAUGUGGUUGGUGGAAGAUCACUUGCAACCCGAGCCCGAGCCCGAGGAUGCUCAAGGAUCGCGGACUGACGGAACUAUAUCAUGGGGAGCAGCGAUCCAGCUGAUGCAGGACAGUGUACAAGCAGCUUUGGAAAAGAGAGGGUUACCCGAGGUAGAUUUCGUGUAA